GUGCAGCUUUGAGCUCAGAGGAUGCUUCAGCACACCGGCCACUGGAUGCCUUUCCAAGAAGGAGAAAGCUGAUCUCCGGCCUGUAGCUGAGGGUGAACCCCUGAGAAGCGGAUGAAGAAACAAAUCUUACUACGUUUCGCAUACAGAGGACUAGUCAGCAAAGGAAAAAAGAGCAAAAGAAGAAAAUGGCCAAAUUUAUAUUACGGAAAGCCGAGCCCAAGGACGUGUCUGACAUACUGCGACUCAUAAAGGAACUGGCAAAAUUUGAGGAAAUGGAAGAUCAAGUUAUUCUUACUGAGAAAGAUCUGCUGGAGGAUGGGUUUGGAGAUCAUCCGUUCUAUCACUGUAUGGUGGCUGAAGUGCCCAAACAGCACCAGAGUGCCGACGGUCAUGCGAUCAUUGGCUUUGCCAUGUAUUAUUUCACCUAUGACCCCUGGAUUGGGAAACUGCUCUACUUGGAGGACUUCUACGUCAUGAAGGAGUUUCGGGGUUUUGGAAUUGGGUCCGAAAUCCUGAAGAAACUGAGUCAGACGGCGGUCAGGACUCGGUGCAGCAGCAUGCACUUCAUCGUGGCGGAGUGGAACAAGCCCUCCAUCGACUUCUACAAGCGGCGCGGAGCGUCUGAUCUCUCGCACGAGGAAGGAUGGAGACUCUUCAAGAUCGACAAGCAGAACCUGCUCAAGAUGACCAAUGAGGAGUGAACCGAUAGUCUGGAGGAAACCCACCGCAGACUGUUGUGUUCAAUCUAUGAUUGACCAUCUGGAGUGGACACAUCUUCAAAAAAAAAAUUUAUAAUGUUGAAGCAUUCAGGAUGUGGUUUCAUCCAAAACCUUUAAUUCUUACCCAUAAUUCGAUUGUCCCCUUUAUAUGUCAUUGCCCCGGUUUCACAGACAAGGUUUAGACAAACCCAGGGUUAGGCUAUAGUCCAAUUAGGACAUUUAAGUAUUUUUUAGUAACAUGCCUUAGAAAAAAAAAACAUUACUGCUUGAGACAAAACAAAGGCACUGGUGGAUUUUGAGAUCAGUCGGUGCAAGUUGAUUUCAGUUUAAACAGCUCAGAAUUACAUUUUAGUCUGGGACUAAGCUUAAACCUUGUCUGUAAAACCGGGAUUAUGUUUUUAUGAUAAGUUUAAAAUCAGUUAUGAGCGAGAUCUUUGUAUGUGUAAUUUUCAAUCAUCAUUAUAUUCUUGUUUUGAAUUAAAAGAUACUUUAAGAUAUCUUCUUUUCCUUUAUUGUCUAAUAAUUCAUGCAUCAGAGACGUUCUGCUGAUCAUGUAAUUUACUGAUGUUUACUUACUGAUGUUUCUCUGUAUACUUCAAUCUUAUCAAGUUAUCCUGAAAGUAUUCAAAUAAAAACGUUUAGAACA
This is a messenger RNA of Carassius auratus (goldfish), 1365 nucleotides long. RefSeq names its product spermidine/spermine N1-acetyltransferase 1a, duplicate 1 (gene sat1a.1). The transcript is spliced from 6 exons. Lineage: Eukaryota; Metazoa; Chordata; Actinopteri; Cypriniformes; Cyprinidae. The record is from RefSeq and is a predicted model, not a curated record. Gene Ontology annotation, molecular function: spermidine binding; diamine N-acetyltransferase activity. Bases 186 to 701 code for a protein of 171 amino acids.